This is a messenger RNA of Arabidopsis lyrata subsp. lyrata, 1349 nucleotides long. Its product is annotated as zinc finger BED domain-containing protein RICESLEEPER 2-like. NCBI's taxonomy places the organism in Eukaryota, Viridiplantae, Streptophyta, Magnoliopsida, Brassicales, Brassicaceae. Bases 17 to 1288 code for a protein of 423 amino acids. Gene Ontology annotation, molecular function: protein dimerization activity; DNA binding. The transcript has 2 exons. The record is from RefSeq and is a predicted model, not a curated record.
CUUAUUCUAGGAUGCUAUGAGGUUAAAGGGAGCUAAUGCAUUAGUUAAAGAUGGUGAUUUUCUGCGUAUGCGUUGUUGUGGUGACAUCGUGAAUAUGCUUGUAAAAGACAGUAUGGAGCAUGCAAGUGAUAGUAUCGAUGCUGUUCAGAAUGCGGUAAAAUAUGUGCAGUCAUCCUUAUCAAGAUUAAAGUCAUUCGAGUUUCGUAUAGAGACGGGAAAGGUUCCUAAAGGCAACUUGUCAUUGGAUUGUGUUACUGAGUGGAAUUCGACGUAUCUUAUGUUGGUAGCUGCACUUAAGUUACGGGUAGCUUUUGAGAAGAUGUUGGGUGAGGACAAGCUUUAUGGUGAAUAUUUUCUUGAAUUAGAGGAGGAGACUGGAGAAAAACGGGUUGGACCGCCAGUUUCAGCUACUUGGGAUGAAGUGAAAAGGUUGGUAAAAUUUCUCGGAAUCUUUUUCAGUUGUACCGUGGGAUCUUCAGAAUCUAAAUCAGCAGCUUCUUCAAAUGGUUACAGUGAGAUUGCCACUAUUGAUUGGAAUCUAAUCAAAUUAACUAACAGCGUUGACGAAGAAGUACGGAGACAAGCAACAAGUAUGAGGGACAAGUUUGAGAAGUACUGGGAUGGGUUGAUCAACAUAAAUCCACUUGUUAUUGUUGCUAGUGUGUUUGAUCCAAGAAAGAAAAUGAAGUUUUCUUCACUUUGCUUUGACAUGCUCCAUGGUAAAGAUAGUUUGGAAGGUAAGCAACUUACAUCGUCAAUUAGGAGCGUGAUGCGUCAUCUAUGUGAAGAGUAUAGUAUACGGCUGAAUAAACAGUCUCAAAUUGGUGAUGCUGCAACCCAAAGUGAUUCUGAUGGGUUUAUAAGUCGUGACUAUUUGUACAACGAGAUGAUUAAUGAAAUGAGAAAAGAAGAAGCAAGGAAACAGCUGGAUGAUUACUUGCUAGAAAAAGUUGAGCCAGGGGGUUUAGGAUCAGAUUAUGAUGUUUUAUCGUGGUGGGAACGUAAUAGUUCGAAAUACCCAAUCUUGUCAGAAUUGGCUAGAGAUGUUCUUGCGAUUCAAAUGUCUUCUUUUGCUCCUGAGUCCGCUUUUUGUACCAGUGGUCGAAUCUUGGACCCUUAUAGAAGUUCUUUGACUCCUUACAUUACCGAAGCCUUGAUAUGCACACAACAAUGGUUGCAGAGUUCCCUCCAGUAUGAACCACAACUUCCUAGCUUAAAGCAAAUGUUUGAAGAACUUGACUUUCAAGAGUCACUUGAUCCUUGGAAACAAUCUGAACCUGGUCACUAGAGGUACAAAACUUAUUUGUAUUGUGGAGUUUUUAAGUCUUCUGAUUUUAGUUUCCGCAUUU